AUGGCAGCGCUAGGGUUGUGCUCGCGACGUUCGCUAAGCGGCCCGCUGGCGCGCCCGCAAUACACCUACCUAGCGAUAUGGAUAGACUGCACGCUGGAGAGCGUGAAGUUUGAUGGCAGCGCUAGGGUCGUGCUCGCGACGUUCGCUAAGCGGCCCGCUGGCGCGCCCGCAAUACACCUACCUAGCGAUAUAGACAAGGCAACAUACAAGCCAUUCCCAGUGCCCACGGAGUCCUGCGCUCGCCUGGCGGCCUGGGAGGACUGGCUGUGGUGCGCCGCGCGCCGCGGCCUGGCGCGCCUCCCGCGCCGCCCCGCCGCCCCCGCCGUCGCGCCCCGCGCGCUGCUGCCCGUCUCCGCGCUCGCCGUGGUGCACCCUCAGUUAUGUCGAGCUGCUGCGGAUCCGUGCUUGCUUCCAAACGGGACCGGGGCGUGCCACUCCAGCGCCCUGUGUGUACGAAGUGCAGCCUCUGACUUCGCCUGUCUGUGCCCCGACGGACUUACUGCCAUCAACACCACUUCUCAGCCAAAGGACCGCGAAUGCAUCAUAACCCCCGCCGCGACCCCCGCCGAGGGUUCCUGCCCUCUCGACUGCGGGCCUGGCUCCUGUGUCGUGUCCCCAUCAGGGGCCCCUUACUGCCAAUGUGGACCCCUGUUCAGUGGCACAAGAUGCCAGCACUAUAGGUGCGGGGCACAUUGCAAUAGGAGGGGGAAGUGUGUGGUGGAAAAGGACGCAAGCACGCUUAAGUGUCAAUGCUUCUCCGGCUACACAGGGGAUCGUUGCGAAACCGUAGUGAUGCCCACAGUGUCGCCCUGUGCGACGUGGCAGUGCGACAACGGCGGGACAUGUCGCGAGACGAGAGGGAUAGCACGAUGCGUCUGUGCCUCUGGUUAUACAGGUAACAGGGUCGCCAUGUAAGGCUAGUGCGAAACCGUAGUGAUGCCCACAGUGUCGCCCUGUGCGACGUGGCAGUGCGACAACGGCGGGACAUGUCGCGAGACGAGAGAGAUAGCACGAUGCGUCUGUGCCUCUGGUUAUACAGGUAACAGGGUCGCCAUGUAAGGCUAGUGCGAAACCGUAGUGAUGCCAACAGUGUCGCCCUGUGCGACGUGGCAGUGCGACAACGGCGGGACAUGUCGCGAGACGAGAGGGAUAGCACGAUGCGUCUGUGCCUCUGGUUAUACAGGUAACAGGGUCGCCAUGUAAGGCUAGUGCGAAACCGUAGUGAUGCCCACAGUGUCGCCCUGUGCGACGUGGCAGUGCGACAACGGCGGGACAUGUCGCGAGACGAGAGGGAUAGCACGAUGCGUCUGUGCCUCUGGUUAUACAGGUAACAGGGUCGCCAUGUAAGGCUAGUGCGAAACCGUAGUGAUGCCAACAGUGUCGCCCUGUGCGACGUGGCAGUGCGACAACGGCGGGACAUGUCGCGAGACGAGAGGGAUAGCACGAUGCGUCUGUGCCUCUGGUUAUACAGGUAACAGGGUCGCCAUGUAAGGCUAGUG
This is a messenger RNA of Cydia strobilella, 1499 nucleotides long. Its product is annotated as protein crumbs homolog 2-like. The transcript has 6 exons. The record is from RefSeq and is a predicted model, not a curated record. The coding region runs from base 1 to 915 and encodes 304 amino acids. NCBI's taxonomy places the organism in Eukaryota, Metazoa, Arthropoda, Insecta, Lepidoptera, Tortricidae.